Molecule: messenger RNA, 4629 nt
Organism: Plasmodium malariae
Lineage: Eukaryota; Apicomplexa; Aconoidasida; Haemosporida; Plasmodiidae
Product: conserved Plasmodium protein, unknown function
Exons: 2
Coding region: 1-4629 (1542 amino acids)
Source: RefSeq, a predicted model, not a curated record
AUGGGGGUGCUGAAACUGAAAAGUGAAAAGAAGAAGAAAGAAAAAUUAAAGGAAACUAAGAUAGAUUACAAAAAGUGUAUUAAAAGAACCAAAAUUAAGGAUAGGCCAGGUAAAAAAGAUAAAGAAAAUGAAUUUGACAUUUCUAUAUUUAUGAAAACAGAUCAUGCUUCAAAUAAAAUACGACGAAUAAAUUAUGGGAAAUUAGUUAAAGGAAUUAAAAAGAAUAAAAAUAUAAUAGCUAAUCAUAUUGAAAAAAUUUUAGAAAUAUAUGGUAUGGGUAUUACGGGUGAAGAUGAAAAUAUAAGAAAUUAUUCAUCGAAAAUAUUUUAUUAUUUAAUAAAUAGUAGUAUUGAUUAUGAUAUUUUUUUUAGUAAAAUUAAAACUUGUUUAUUUCAUUCAUUGAAAAUAGAUAAAGUUUCUCUUAAAGUUUUAAAUCUUGAGUUAUGUUAUAAGUUCUUUUUUACAAAAAUUGAUUAUUGUCAAAAUUUUUUUUACGAAUUUUUAAAUAACAUUUUGGACUGUUUUAUUUCGCUUCCUAUCGAGCAUCAAGUAAAAAAUGUAAAAUAUAUUUUUUUGCUAUUUAAAUAUGAGGCUAAAUAUAAGAGAGCUCAUAAUAGUGGUAUAAAGAAAAAUGAAAACAAGAGAAAUGCAUUUAUUAAGGCUAUUAAUAACAAGUACGUAAAUAAAAAUGUAGAUACGAAGAGGAAAAAUUUUGUCCACAGUGACCAAGUGGACAAAGAACGUGUGAACUGUCUAAAAAUGAAACAUCAUCAUGACGAGCAGAUAGAGAAGGAGGGAGAUGAGAAGCAAAAUGAUUAUCGUGAGAACAAUUAUAAUGAGGACUUAGAAGAUGAUUAUGAGAAAAUUAUUCGAAGAAACAUGCUGAACAACAGUAAUGACCAUUUUUUAAUAAAGAAAGACAUACGAGUUAACAUAGCUGAGGACACAAAAGCGGAUAUAUACACUAAAUUGUUUAAAUGCUUGUACAAUUUCAUGGACGAAGUAACUUAUAACUCUGUAAAUGUAGAUUUAGUACAUUUAUAUACGAAAAUAUUGAAGACAAUAAUUUUUGUGUUAAAAAAAAAAAAUAUCAGUAUUAAAAUGGAAAUGAUUAUAUUCAUUAAUAAAUUUAUAAAAAGGGCAAUCGAAGUGAUUAAUGAUAAUAUACUCAAUUUAACUAAUUGGAAAGUGCUAAAUAUAAUUUACUAUUUCAUCCUUUUGGUUAUUACGUUAUGUUUAAAAGAAGUGAAGUAUAUUGAACUUGUAAAGAAAAAGGUAUACACGGAUUACAAAUCUUUGAUUCACUAUUGUUUCUGCGUGUACUUCUACAUUUUCACGAGCUAUGACUUUUUUAAAAUUGUAAUUGAGGAGCAGCAAAUGAAGCAGAACAGAGGGGAACAGAUACAGCAGCGGCAAAAUGGCAAAAGUGGAAAUGUGCGUAAUGAAGGUAUAGCAAAAACUGACAUGAUCAAACAUAUUGAAAGUUUUGCAUGCAAUAAAGUAGUUAGGUCUAAUGAUAGGGAUGAUUUUAAGCGCACUACUGAUUAUAAUGAGAACAAGAAAAAGGGUAAAAAUAGUUUAAAUAAGAAUUACGCAAAAUACUCAAGGAAAUACUUCAACUUAUUGACAUAUUUUUACGGAAUAUAUAUGAAAACAAAAAGUAAAAAUAAUUUUCUUCAUUUUAGUGUACAUGUUGAACAUAAAUUUUCGAAAAAUUUUGAAAAUAAAGAAAAAUUUAUGUAUACACAAAAGAUUAUUCAUUUAAUUGAGAAAAAGAUUAAGAAGUUCUCUUAUAAAGAUGAAGUGAACACUUAUUGCAGGUUUGUUUUAAGUUAUUUGAAAAAUUUUUCCGAAAAGAGUAUAUUUGAAAUGGAUUAUUUAUGUUAUUAUAUUAUUAUACUUGCACAAAAGAUAAAUGCCCAGAGCAGUGCAUCAGUAGGAUAUUUCAGAGAAGAAACAACAUAUUUGAAUGAAAAGACAACUGCAUCUAAAGAAAAUGCAAAGAUCUGUAUGAGAGGGGCGUACAUUCGUACGAAUGUAUUAUCAUCCUUUUCGUUUUUGACCAUGCCUUUUAUGUUUUUGUUUCUCGUAGACUGUAGCAUUUUCAUAAAUAAUAAUUUUUUCGAAAUGUUUUACAAGCCCCUGAGGGGGGAAGAAUUAAAAGGAGAAAAGGAAGAGGAAAUGGGAGAAAAGGAUGGAAAGGAAAAAAAGGAAAAGGAGAAAGUAGAGGAGGAGGACAAAAAGAAGGACGAGGUGGAGCAUAACGAAGAUGAGGAAGAAAAAAAAAAAAUGACAGACAUAAUCGCCUUUUUGCAAAAUGGCGAAUGUGUUAAUAUAAUUACAAAAAAGACGUUUGACGAUUUUAUUAAUAAUUUAAUUUUUUUUUUGUAUUGCAAUUAUGAUAAUGAAUUUUUUAAGAAUAACAUUUUAUUUUUUUUUUGCCUUUUAAAGAUGGAAAAGCAUAAAAUAAAAAAAGUGAGCACAUGUUUUGGGAAUUGCGAUAAUUAUAACAACGGACUAGACAAAUUGUUAGAGUUAGACAUUAGAAAUGAGAUGAACGAAAGUAUAUAUAAUAAAAAAGAACUACUAAUUGAUCAUUUUUUAAGUAAAAAUAAUACCAAUAUGCUAUCCUUUGAAAUAAUUAAAAAUUUGUAUUUUUUAUUCGAGAAUACUAGUCAGAAAUUUUUGUUUUUUAUUUAUUUUUUAAUUAUAAAAUAUACUGAUAUUAGAUCGAACUAUUAUUAUUUAGAAAAAAAGGAGGCCAUAGUUUUACUUUACAGAAUAUUUCGUCAAAAAAUAGUUCAAGCCCCUUUUGGAAAAGUAGAGGGCUACACAAGUGAAACACUAGACAGUGAUUAUACUUUUGAUGUGUUUCAUAAAAAAUGUAGAUUUAUUAUAAAUAAUGAAUAUUUAUAUAGGGAAGAUUUUUUAAUUUUUUUCCUAAAGUUAAAUUUAUGCCAAACAUAUUUGAUUUUCCGAAGGGAUGUUUAUUCGCUAGUUGAACUGAGGCCAUUAAAUGACGAUAGUAGUGAUACUGGCACAAUACUAAGUUCGAAUGAAGUGAAAUAUUCUAAUAUUAUUUUAAUUUUAAAGAAGAUAGCAUACAUUAUUUCUAAUAUGAACGCAUUCGUGUUGGAAAAUACAACAAAAGUGAAUAAUGCACGUGUUGUCAUUAAUUAUUUAUUGUCCAUGAUAAAGGAGAUAGAAAUAAAUGAAGUCGCUCUACCUUAUAGCACACACCCUUGUGAUAUUUUGUUUAUAACAAUUAAAAUCGUUUUUCUAUUUUAUUUCACAUCUUUCUAUUUGUUACCCUCCUUAUAUAUAAGAGGGCAGGAUGAAUCUUUGAAAAGGGGAGCUCUGGACAUGCGGCGAAAAAUUAAGGAGAGAAAAAAAAUUAAGAAGAGAAAAGUGGUUCAUCGGGGGGAACGAACAAAACUAGAUUCCCAAAUGAGAGAAGUGAACGAAUUAAGCGAGGUAGAUGCAGAGAUAAGCGAAGAAGAUGUAGAGGUAAGCGAAGAAGAUGUAGAGGUAAGCGAAGAAGAUGUAGAGGUAAGCGAAGAAGAUGUAGAGGUAAGCGAAGAAGAUGUAGAGGUAAGCGAAGAAGAUGUAGAGGUAAGCGAAGAAGAUGUUGAGGUAAUCGGAGAAGAUGCACAGGUAAGAGAGGAAGAUACAAAAAUGACCCAAAUAAUUGAGCAAAGGGUAAACGUUUUUUAUAGCACAAGUAUGGACAUAAAAGUUGAUGUUUCCAUUUAUUCUCAAUUUUUAAAAGAAUUCUUAAGUAAAUCUUACAGAAAAAGCACUGCCCCCAAAGCAAGCAACUUAGAAGGUAUACUUCCGUACCUUUCAGAGCCCAUAAGAUUUUUUAAUUUCCUAUUUGAUAAAGAAAUUUUUUAUACAUCCAUUAUUAAUGAGAAAUUUGAAAAUUAUAAAUGCACAUAUUGUAGUUACAAUUUGAAUACUCAUAAAUACGUCCAAGAGUUAUUAAACAAAUUUGAGUGUGAUAUGAAGCUUGUUAGUUUUAAAAAAUUAUUAGACUUACCAACGAGAAUAAUAAUAAAAUUGAUGAAUAUUUCCAUUUUUAAAAUGUCAUAUAACAGAAAUAUAUUAUACGUAAAGUUUACAAAUAAUAUGAAAAAUCUACCAAAUGAAUACUUUUAUAAAUUAAAUUUUUUUUUAUUUUUCCACCAUUUUAUAUAUUUACUAAUUGAAAAAAUUCGGCAUUUUUCCGAGAGUACCUUUUCGUUACGAAGCUAUUAUUCCAUUUCAGUAAGAAAAAAAAAAAAAAAAAAAAAAAUAGAUAACCAAGGAGUAUUGUGUAUUACACACAUAUAUUUACUUCAUUGUUGUUGUGGUGUACAUUGGCGCACUUUUUUAUUUGAUGUUAUUCUGUGUUCGUACUGCAUUAAGGAAGAAGUUAUGAAGGACAUGGGGUUAUCAUAUUUACUUAGGGAGGGUGUACAAAAAAAGGGCGUGGAGGAAGGACAAACUGAAGAAGAAAUGGACUUGGUAGUAAAAAUGGGCUUAAAAAGAUUAAAUGAACUUUUAAGAUGUACAGUUGAUGAUAUUUCAAAAAAGGAAAAUAAAUAUUUUUUCCCCAAUACAAAAUAUCUUAUAAAAUAUUACCUUUAA